Tetrapisispora phaffii CBS 4417 is the source of this 603-nucleotide messenger RNA. It is a transcript of the gene CIN2, whose product is annotated as GTPase-activating protein CIN2. The transcript has a single exon. The record is from RefSeq and is a predicted model, not a curated record. Lineage: Eukaryota; Fungi; Ascomycota; Saccharomycetes; Saccharomycetales; Saccharomycetaceae. Bases 1 to 603 code for a protein of 200 amino acids.
AUGACGGUUCCAACUGAAUUGGAUACUCAAUCACAACAAUCUCCAUUGAAAUCAAUGCAAUCAAAUAAAGAUAUACUCAUACAUCCGCAAAAUAAUACAUAUAAUUAUUUACAGAAUUGCACUCUUUCUCUAAAUUGGGAUAGUAAAAUAUUAAAUCAAAGUUCAUUACUUUUUGAAAAUAUUAAAAAAUCAGUAAUUGUGCUGAACAGAUUAUAUUUCGAAAAUGGGAACAUAUUCAUAAACGACUGUGAGGAUACAGUAAUUAUCGUGAACAUGGAGAAAAUAGAUAACUCGAUACAGUUACGGUUUCAUAAUUUAGUGUAUUGUAAAAUAUAUAUUCAACGCAAACAUGCCGCAUUAGAACCAACGGUUCUUCAAAAAGUAAUUAUCGAAAAUUUUAGAGGUUGCACAUUUCAUACAGACUCGAAAGAUUAUAUAAUGAUAGAGAAUUUUAGUAAUUUAGGAAUGAUCAAAUCUGGAAUUGAAUCGACUAAUAGUCAAGGGUACACUUUAAAUAGUGAUGGAAGUUCCGCUUACAAUUUCCAAAAUUUUAGUUACUUCGAUAAUGAUGUUUUGAAAUUGAAAGAAAAUUAUGUUCUCUAG